Molecule: messenger RNA, 2438 nt
Organism: Procambarus clarkii (red swamp crayfish)
Lineage: Eukaryota; Metazoa; Arthropoda; Malacostraca; Decapoda; Cambaridae
Source: RefSeq, a predicted model, not a curated record
UGCCGCCACAGUCGCUGCCGCCCAAGCCGGCCGCCUGCCGCCAGUCGCUCUCAGCCCGCUCGCCAAGACACACGCUCACAGUGUCGCCCCUUCCAUCUUCCUGCUGACGUCCGCCCCCACAGCCGCCACGGCACGCCACAAGCAGCACUACACCAAGCUGAGGGACCCUGAGCACCACGCAGAGACAAAGGACAGCAGUCUGUGAACUUUGAACUCUCAGAAGAAAUAUAAUACGUCCGUGGGCCACCGCCGCCUUUUGAAAUGUUGAACCCAGACCACACCCUAGAGUAUACACAGAUGGAGGAGAAGGUGGUGGACGGUAAAGAGAAGAAGUAUGUGUUAUACACGGUGGUGGGAGAGGAGCGCGGGCGUGCGGGCGUGGGCGUGUGGGUAGUUCGGGUGCUACUGGGCACGCUGCUGCUGGUGGCGCUGGCGGUGGUGCCCUACCUGUCGCUGCGGCUGGCGCAGGUCAGCGACCGCACCCUGGUGGUGUUCCAGCCCGUGCCCGUCCGCAACCACUCCCUGCACCACCACCAGCACCACACCCUCGACCACACCCACCUCGGCCACCUGGACGUCGUCAGCGUCCUGCAGAGCGCCGCCCUCACCAGGGAGAACUACACGGCGGAGGCGGCCAACACCACGCUCAAGGCCGCCAUCCCCGCCAACACCAGCACCGCCGCUAGCACCGCCGGCGGCAUCGUCACCCUGCACGAGUCGGCCGUCACGCUCGCCGUCAUGGAGGACACUAACGCCACCCGCAACAGGGAUGACGACGCUAGCGACGUCGAAGGUGAUGACGACGACGACGACGACGACAGUGAGAAGACGGUGGUGGAGGUGGAGAAGAAAGAGCCCGAGGAAAACUCCACAACAGAAGAGUCCGUCGGGACGUCUGAAGCGCCCGCCUCGGUGGCGCAGGUGGCCGCCGUGACGGUGGUGGCCAGCCCGUCCACACCGCCGGUGGUGCUCGAGAAUACCACCACCAGCCUCAACACCACCACCACCGGCCCCGCCAAGGACUCCAACUUAACUUCCAUAACCGCCGCCGUCUCCACGGCCGCCCCUACCUCGACGCCGCCCACCACCCAGCCGUCGCCCAACACCACCGCCAAGGUUCCCGCCACCAUGGAGGCGAAGGUGGCGGCAUCUAGCACGGCGUCGGCCCCUAAUUCGACGAGCAGUGCCACCUUGCCACCCGCCACCCCCACCCGACGCCUCCUCGCCCACAAGCUGGUCUACGUCGCCACCACCGCCUCCGGUAACCACAUAGGCGGCUUCUGCGUGUGGAAGACCGACAAGGCCAUCACCCACUGGUCCUUCUUCUACGAGAACAUCCCCAUAGAGUACCAGAGCCACCAGGACUCCUCCGACCACGAGAUGCGGGGGAUGCUGGCGGCGGUGCGGACCUGGGCGCCCCUCUGGAACGAUCACCAUGUCGUCCUCCGCUCGCACCACCCGACCAUCAAGGGAUCCGACCAUCCGACGCGUCACGCCCUUACCCGCGAGCUGGAAAAAUUGUCGGAGGGACACUUCACGUACGAGCUAGAGUGGCGGCUGCGGAAGACAGACCGGGUGGUGGACAUCUCGUACUGCCUCUCCCGCCUGCACCGGGACUACGCCCACUGGUACCGCACCUUCCAGGGGAGAGUGGACGAGCUCCUUGGUCAGCAAGACUGGGCUGUCGCCAGGAAGCUGAACCGCGCCUCCAUCUCUCAAGAAGCCUUCCACACUGACUUUCCCGACGACAGUGAAGAUGUGGUGGUGGUAGGGGAGAAGUGAGGCGGCACACUCACCUACACACCAACCAUACCACCUGCCAGGCGCCCUACACCCAAACCAAUCCGCCAGGCGCUCUACACCAACCACCCUGUAAACACUACAUUCAACAUGACUAAAAUUUUAAGUGAUUAGCGGACACUGUCGUAGAGGGUCGAGUUGCCACACGCUAAAAUUAUUGUUCUGGCUAGACACGAGUAGGAAACCUCUGUCUCUUGUGAUACUUAUGGUGAGAUAGGAAGGUUUACUUGACUUUGUGAUAAAAGUAUAGACCUACUAUUCAAGCCUCUUUCAUACCUUCAUAUAGAAAUCCAAGUAAUUCAGUCUAAACCAAUAGAUAGCUCACAAGUUAACGAAACUCAGUUCCACAUUGAAAUUAAUCUUACUCGACGAGAGACUAAUUAAUGAAAGAUGGUGUGAAGUCUUCAGCUCCAGUGCAUAGAAUUAUCUGAUCAGCUCUCCGUCUAACAAACCAAUUACCGCAAUAAAUUCCGUCGCGACAGCAAGAAAUGUCGAUCGGGGAACUGAGGAUAGGGAGCCGCUGACAACUUACAGUAAAGUUCAAUAAAAUAUUAAAGAAAUAAAAGUACCUACACCCGACGUUAGACUGAAAGCGGCUCAUCAUGAACCGGUUCGCUUCAUACAUAUAUAAUAUGUUU